AUGUUUCGAGCCCGACGGUACCGGGUUCUCCUGGUCUUUGCGACCAUCUUUGUGCUCGCCUUCAUCCAUUUCGCUCGAUCUCGAGAACAGGCUCCCUCUGCCUGGAGUGCGCCGCCACCCGUUGAUCGCCAUCCUGCAUCUUUCUCGCCAAAUCCUCCCCCCGCUGACGAGACCAUCCCCAAGGACUCUGCUCCCAUAAAUGCCCCUCCGUCCCCUCCUCCGUCUUCCCCUGAGAGUUCCGAUCCGCAUUCCGCCGACGAAGCGAAAGAGCCUUCUACCGAAACCUUAUCUGAUGCUCGCCCGUCGACCUCCGCGGAAGUGUCCAACCCAUCGAGCGAUGCAACAGCCUCGGAGAACAAGAAUGAGGCCGAGUCUGGUCCGGCCCAGUCCCAAUUGGGCUCUCAAAGUAAAGGGGAUUCAGUGGUGGACGCUCCCGAGUCCACCUGGCCACACCCUCAUUGGAAGAAGAUGCCCGAGCAGUAUCCUCUCGCUCCCGAGGACUUGAUCCAGCUGCCGGCCGGUCAGUCCAAGGCGCUCCCUAAACUGCAGGCAGAUUUCAAAGAUGAAUCAUCCGCCGACAAGAUGAAGCGUCUCGAGAGGCUAUCUACGAUCAGGUCCACUUUCGAACACGCUUGGACUGGCUACAAGACUUCCGCCAUGGGCCACGAUGAAGUUAUGCCUCUUCGGGGUGGAUAUCGCGAUCCGUUCAAUGGCUGGGGAGCUACUCUCGUGGACGGCUUGGAUACCCUUUGGCUCAUGGGCCUGAAGGAGGAGUUCUCCCUUGCGGUCGACUACAUCAAGACUAUUGACUUCACCACCUCCAAGAAGAAGGACAUUCCGGUCUUCGAGACGGUCAUCCGUUAUAUGGGAGGUCUGCUUGGUGCAUACGAUAUCUCGGGACACAAGUACGAUGUGCUUCUGGAGAAAGCUGUAGAGCUCGCUGAGAUCAUCAUGGGCGCUUUUGACACUCCGAACCGCAUGCCAACCCUCUUUUACAAAUGGGCCCCGCUUUAUACAGUGCAACCUCAUCGCGCGGAUAAGAAGGCUGUGCUGGCUGAGCUCGGCUCUCUUUCGGUGGAAUUCACCCGCCUGGCACAGUUGACCAAGGAAAACAAAUACUACGACGCUAUUGCGCGCAUCACUAAUGCGCUCGAGGAAUAUCAGGACAACACGCAGCUUCCUGGCUUGUGGCCAAUGAAGAUCGACGCGUCUGGAUGCAAGAAGACCCCCACGCACAUCGAUCAUGAGGUUCCUCGCGGCAAAGUGCCAGCAGAAUCACCCACCAGCACUGCUCCCACUAAGCCUCACACCACCAGGCCUGCUCCAACAGACGCCCAGAGCUACACCGAGUUUUUGGUGCCCCAUGAUGCAAGAUCGCUGCACGAGGAUGCCCAACCGGCUGACUACGGUGGAGUCUCGCGUCAAAACUACCCUAGCUCAGAGAGCGAGUACCGCGCUUCCUUCGAUAAGCAGACCCCCGACGCGCAGUGCCAUGAAGGAUUGACCAGCCCCGCCUCGGAAAGCGAGAAGUACGGAUUGGGCGCUCUUGCUGACUCGACGUAUGAGUACCUGCCCAAGGAGUAUAUGCUGCUGGGUGGUCUCAACGACCAGUACCGCACCAUGUACGAAAAGGCCAUCAAGGCCACCAAAGAACGGCUCCUCUUCCAGCCCAUGAUCAAGGGCGGUCGCGACGUUCGAUUCUUGAGCACCAUGACGGUGCCCAAGCAGCCUGGUCGUACGAAGGUGACAUAUGAUGGCGAUCAUCUAUCCUGCUUCGUGGGUGGCAUGGUUGGUAUCGGUGCGAAAUUGUUUGGUCUUGAAGGUGACAUGGAUCUGGCGUCCAAGUUGACCGAUGGCUGCGUGUGGGCGUACGAGUCCACCAAGACUGGGAUCAUGCCCGAGCACUUCUCCUUGCUUCCUUGCAAGCAGGGCGAAAAGUGCGAAUGGAACGAGGAGGCCUACUACAAGGCGCUGGACCCGAACAUGCAGGAGCGAUUGGCUCGGGCAGCAGCACGCAAAGAAGAGAAGGAGAAAGAAAGGGAGAAAGCCAAGGCCAACGAGCCCUACGUGGAUCCUGAGCCUGAAGCUAUCAACUCGAUCAAGAAGUCUCACGCCAAGCGGGAGCGCGGCAACUGGCACGUCAUUGCAACGCCUCCCGACGACAUUAAGAAGAAGGAGGAGGAAGUGGUGGAGCCCGUUGACGAUGCCGAGGAGGAGAAGGCCCCCUCGCACGAGGAAUUUGUCGCAGCCCGGAUUCGGAACGAGCGGCUGCCACCUGGUGUCACUCGUCUGGUGGAUCGCAAGUAUCUCUUGCGGCCCGAGGCGAUCGAGUCCGUGUUCAUCAUGUACCGCCUCACGGGCGACGAGUACUGGCGCGAGAAGGGCUGGGAGAUGUUCGAGGCGGUGUCUAAGCACACGCGGACGGAGCUGGCCAAUUCGGCCAUUGAAGACGUGACGGUCCAGACUCCCAAGCCGACGGACGAAAUGCAGUCCUUCUGGCUGGCGGAGACGCUCAAGUACUUCUACCUGUUGUUCAGCGACCCGAGCGUGGUGAGUUUGGACGAAUAUGUGCUAAACACCGAAGCGCACCCAUUCAAGCGCCCGCAGUAA
Aspergillus niger is the source of this 2610-nucleotide messenger RNA. RefSeq lists its product as uncharacterized. Gene Ontology annotation, cellular component: Golgi membrane; endoplasmic reticulum. The record is from RefSeq and is a predicted model, not a curated record. Gene Ontology annotation, biological process: N-glycan processing; carbohydrate metabolic process. The coding region runs from base 1 to 2610 and encodes 869 amino acids. Gene Ontology annotation, molecular function: mannosyl-oligosaccharide 1,2-alpha-mannosidase activity; calcium ion binding. Lineage: Eukaryota; Fungi; Ascomycota; Eurotiomycetes; Eurotiales; Aspergillaceae. The transcript has 3 exons.